Messenger RNA from Nomascus leucogenys (northern white-cheeked gibbon), 1034 nucleotides. RefSeq names its product olfactory receptor family 5 subfamily B member 2. Gene Ontology annotation, molecular function: odorant binding; G protein-coupled receptor activity; olfactory receptor activity. The record is from RefSeq and is a predicted model, not a curated record. Gene Ontology annotation, biological process: G protein-coupled receptor signaling pathway; sensory perception of smell. Gene Ontology annotation, cellular component: membrane. NCBI's taxonomy places the organism in Eukaryota, Metazoa, Chordata, Mammalia, Primates, Hylobatidae.
UAUUUCUCAUUGCUACAGGACAUCUUAUGAUUCCCAGAUAAUGCUGAUGGAGAAUUGUACAGAAGUGACAAAGUUCAUUCUUCUAGGACUAACCAAUGUCCCAGAACUACAGAUCCCCCUCUUUAUCUUGUUCACCUUCAUCUACCUCCUCACCCUGUGUGGGAACCUAGGGAUGAUGUUGCUGAUCCUGAUGGACUCUUGUCUCCACACCCCCAUGUACUUUUUCCUCAGUAACCUGUCUCUGGUGGACUUUGGAUACUCCUCAGCUGUCACUCCCAAGGUCAUGGCUGGGUUCCUUAGAGGAGACAAGGUCAUCUCCUACAAUGCAUGUGCUGUUCAGAUGUUCUUCUUUGUAGCCUUGGCCACGGUGGAAAAUUACUUGUUGGCCUCAAUGGCCUAUGACCGUUAUGCAGCAGUGUGCAAACCCCUGCACUACACCACCACUGUGACGGCCAGUGUAGGUGCUCAUCUGGCCCUAGGCUCAUACGUCUGUGGCUUCCUAAAUGCCUCAUUCCACACUGGGGGCAUAUUCAGUCUCUCUUUCUGUAAAUCCAAUCUGGUACAUCACUUUUUCUGUGAUGUUCCAGCAGUCAUGGCUCUGGCUUGCUCUGAUAAACACACUAGUGAGGUGAUUCUGGUUUUUAUGUCAAGCUUUAAUAUCUUUUUUGCUCUUUUAGUUAUCUUUAUCUCCUAUUUGUUCAUAUUCAUCACCAUCUUGAAGAUGCAUUCAGCUAAGGGACACCAAAAAGCAUUGUCCACCUGUGCCUCUCACUUCACUGCAGUCUCCAUCUUCUAUGGGACAGUCAUCUUCAUCUACUUGCAGCCCAGCUCCAGCCACUCCAUGGACACAGACAAAAUGGCAUCCGUAUUCUAUGCUAUGAUCAUCCCCAUGCUGAACCCUGUGGUCUACAGCCUGAGGAACAGAGAAGUCAAGAGUGCAUUCAAGAAAGUGUUGAGAAGGCAAAAAUUUCUAUAAGAUUGGAAUUUUAACAUUGUUGUAUACACAAAAAUGUUUCACUCAUCUCGGACUUUCC